UAAAUUCUCCUCCCUGCCAAGUUGGUGGCGAUAUACACAAAGUAUACAAAUGGCAAAAACAAAAGAUGAUGUCUGUGAAAGUAGAGAUUUAUAGUAAGACAAAUACAUAAAUAUUGCUUUCUCUCUAACCCACACCUAUCUUAUCCCUUCAGAUUAAACCACUAGUCAUAUGGAUUACUUUUAUGCUGCCUUUAUAUGCUUUUUGGACCUUCAAAAAAAAAAUGUUUUAUCACCAUCCACUUGCAUUGAAUGCACCUACUGAGCGGAGAUAUUUUUCUAAAAAUCAUUGUGUUCUGCAGAAGAUAUGAAAGUCAUAAACAUCUGGGGUGGCAUGAGGGAGAAUAUAAAUUUUUGGAUGAACUAUUCACUAUUAAUGUGCAAAAAGACAAGUAUUAUACAUGUCACAGAUUAAAUAACGACCCUAACUCUGUAUGUCUUAAACCACUAACACAUGCACUUGAAAUAUUCAAUAUGACAGCUCUUCAAUCGUAGACAACCUCCAAUAAUCAUAUUGAUUAGUACACUAAAUAUAUCAUCCAUUCAUUUUUCAUAACAACAAACGCAUUAUAAUUCUUUUUUCACUACAAAAUAUUUUAAGCCAAUUAGCAAGGUCAAGCUGCAGAACAGCCGCAAGGAGACAUGUUCCUCACCCCUGGAUUGCAAAACCAAAAAGAGAUCACUACAGAGUGUAUGUAUUGACAGCUCUUGAUACAAACCGCUAUAUAUACACACAGUGCAUCCGGAAGCGCUUCACUUUUUCCACAUUUUGUUAUGUUACAGCCUUAUUCCAAAAUUUAUUAAAUUCAUUAUUUUCCUCAAAAUUCUACAAACAAUACUCCAUAAUGACAACGUGAAAGAAGUUUGUUUGAAAUCUUUGCAAAUAAAAAAAAAAAGAAAAAUGAAAACAAAAAAAUCACAUGUACAUAUGUAUUCACAGCCUGAAGCACCUUUGGCACCAAUUACAGCCUCAAGUCUUUUUGUGCAUGAUGCUACAAGCUUGACACACCUAUUUUGGGGCAGUUUCUCCCAUUCUUCUUUGCAGGACCUUUCAAGCUCCAUCAGUUUGGAUGGGGAGUGUCGGUGCACAGCCAUUUUCAGAUCUCUCCAGAGAUGUUCAAUCGGAUUCAAGUCUGGGCUAUGGCUGGGCCACUCAAGGACAAUCACAGAGUUGUCCCGUAGCCACUCCUUUGUUAUCUUGGCUGUGUGCUUUGGGGCGUUGUCCCACACACAGCAGUUAGUUCCGGUCCUCGAAUCUGAUUGGACGAGAGAUGUUCCAUGAGCAUUGAUGGUCUGACACCAUCAGCACUCCGACACUUCACUGAAAAUUAGGCCACUGGUGGGAUUUCACUGAGCUUCAGGGUUUAAAGACUGAUGGGAGAUUCCUCACGUCUUUCUCUUCCUUAUACAGAGUAUUUUUUAAAUUGAAGGCACAAUCAUCGAUGGGGCAGCUAGCUUGGUUGGAGGGCUUCAGUAAGGCUGGCACUGUCACCCCUGCCAGACGCUGAUGUGAGUUUGGGCCUCAGGGCCUCAGGCUGACGUCUUGGCACUUUGAUGAGGUAAAAGCGGUUCCUGGAAGCCCAUCCCCAGCGUCUUUACACUCCCUCCCUCUCCCCUCCUCCCUCCCCCUCUCGACUCAGCCAAGCCAUGGGACAGAAGAUCUCGGGGAGUAUAAAGUCUGUAGACGUGCGUGGGGAGCCGUCCUUUAGGCCCCUGAGGAGGGAACUGAGAGGGCCGGACUUUUUCAAGCCAGCCAGACUGGACCUACUACUGGACAUGCCCCCUGCUUCAUAUGAACAGCAGCUCCGACAUGCCUGGAACCCAGAUGACCGCUCCCUUAACAUCUUCAUCAAGGAUGAAGAUAAGCUUACCUUCCAUCGGCACCCGGUCGCCCAAAGCACCGACGGCAUCCGUGGACGGGUCGGAUACACGCGAGGACUCCACGUUUGGAGGAUCCACUGGCCGACCAGGCAACGGGGAACGCAUGCGGUGGUAGGCGUGGCCACAGUAGAUGCCCCACUGCACUCAGUUGGCUACACCUCGUUAGUCGGCAGUGAUAGCGAAUCCUGGGGCUGGGACCUGGGACGUAAUAAGCUCUAUCACAACAGUAAGAACCGUCCGGCCUCUUCCACCCACACCUAUCCGAGCUUCCUGGAACCAGAGGAGGCCUUUGUGCUGCCGGAUGCCCUGAUGGUGGUGCUGGACAUGGAUGAGGGAACAUUGAGCUUCAUGGUGGAUGGACAAUACCUCGGAGUAGCCUUCAGAGGCCUUAAGGGCAAAAAGCUGUACCCGAUCGUCAGUGCGGUAUGGGGCCACUGUGAGAUCACCAUGCGCUACAUCAAUGGCCUAGAUCCGGAGCCUCUCCCUCUGAUGGACCUGUGUCGUCGUGCAGCACGACUGGCUCUGGGACGUGAGCGUCUGCAGGAGAUCGAGACCUUGCCUUUGCCUCAGUCUCUAAAGAAUUACCUCCAGUACCAGUGAGAGCACAGGCCGUCACUUAGAGACACUCACAGACACAGAGAGGAAGCCUGAGGUGCUACUAUAGUGACACCAUCAGGCCGCAGAAGGAAAAUGUUUACAUUGUGGCUCACUGGUGGAAUCUUAAGUUAGCUUUUUUUUGUUUGUUUCAUUUUUAUUUAGAUUUUUUCUCCUUGAUUAAAUUAUUGACGGCUUUGGAAGAAGUUCAUGGGAAAGUGUGACACACGGCUGAACAGCGGGUGCUCUGCAGACCUGCAGCACCUCCAGGUGUACACCUAUGACAGGAAGUGGUGUUUCAUAAAGCACAUUAACCUUUGGAUGCCUUUGAAAGCCCACAGUAAUAAUAUUUUCGCUGCUUCCCUGGAUGUAAAGCCUGCAGAGCACAGUAAAAGGAGAUGUAGGCAGCUGUAUGUAGGGCACAGCCGACUCCAACUCAAAAUCUAACAGCCCUGGAAGGUGCCAAGGUGGUAGGUGCAGUACCUACACACAGGAGCACCAGGUGACAUUAAUAUACGGACUAACAAAAGUCAUUUUACCAUUUGCUGGAUGUGUAUUCCCAAGGACACAUGCAUACACACAUAUUCGACCAACAAUCAUAUACGGAUUCACUUUUUUUUCCUCUGUGGGCUUGAGUCACUUUUCUAUCUGAAUUUGUAUCCUGAUUUUAUCGUGCGCGUGAACUUUCGGUUUUGAUAAUAGUUUUAUUGAGAUGUUUUGGCUAUCUUUAAUUUUAUUGAUCAGGUUCUAGUUCCUUUUUAAUGAACUGAGAAUGUGUGAACUAGCACAUAGAUAUUGAACAUUAUUGUACACUCAUCACAUAUGGCUUCCUAUUUUAAACUGGGAUGCUGCUUUUAUUAUUAUUAUUAAUUAUUAUUAUUAUUCUGUCUGAAUGCUCAGAUAGAAGUCUGAUGUUCUGAGGCACACAAUGGAAUGUAAAGAUCUUGCUAGCGUUAGCAUAUUUGAAAUGUGAAUAAAAGCCAAGUGAAUGAGAAGGAUGUCUUUAACAAUUUUGUCUGAGACAGAAGAUCACUGGGUGUGUGUUUUAACAAGUAAGAACAGUAGGGCCAAUUUACAUUACAGCACUUCUUUGUUCCACGUUUCAGAAGGUUCCCUCCUUUCCCCCUUUUUUCUCUCUCUCUCUGGUUUCUGUCCCUGUUUCUCUCUUGUCUGACUCCCACUCUAUCACAGUCUAAGGCUGAAAAG
Xyrauchen texanus (razorback sucker) is the source of this 3678-nucleotide messenger RNA. Its product is annotated as SPRY domain-containing SOCS box protein 4-like. Gene Ontology annotation, molecular function: protein binding. Bases 1645 to 2478 code for a protein of 277 amino acids. NCBI's taxonomy places the organism in Eukaryota, Metazoa, Chordata, Actinopteri, Cypriniformes, Catostomidae. Gene Ontology annotation, biological process: proteasome-mediated ubiquitin-dependent protein catabolic process. The transcript has 4 exons. The record is from RefSeq and is a predicted model, not a curated record. Gene Ontology annotation, cellular component: SCF ubiquitin ligase complex.